Ahaetulla prasina is the source of this 5713-nucleotide messenger RNA. RefSeq names its product progestin and adipoQ receptor family member 6 (gene PAQR6). Gene Ontology annotation, molecular function: signaling receptor activity. The coding region runs from base 243 to 1451 and encodes 402 amino acids. The transcript is spliced from 8 exons. Gene Ontology annotation, cellular component: membrane. Lineage: Eukaryota; Metazoa; Chordata; Lepidosauria; Squamata; Colubridae. The record is from RefSeq and is a predicted model, not a curated record.
AUUCCCUCCAGCCCUCUGGCGAGGAGGGCGUCUUGGCAGGUGUCCAUCAAGGCUGGCAAGGAAACCACGUUGGGAGGAAGGAAGGAAGGAAGGAAGGGGACCGACCCAAGACAGUCCAGGAACUUGCAGCAAUCCGGAAGGCCACGGGGCACCAAUGAGAGGGGAGCAGUUUUGUUGGGGGGCUGGACAGGUCCCCACAGUAAGUCCCAUCCUCUCCGCAGAAGUGACAGAGUUGGCUUCCCAUGGUGGAACCGAGCCAGAUCGCCAAUGCUGAACCUACCGUCUCCUCCUGUCCCGGAGAAGGUGGAGACCUUCAUCCCCAACCACCAAGGGCCUCCGAACCUGCAUCACCUGAGGGGAGAUUAUUUUGGGGAUACAUAUAUAUGUAUAUACUUUUAAGAAGAAUUCUACCUGUAUCCCCAGAAAUGUUAACCAUCAAGUUGCCGCAAAUCUUCAGGAUCCAUCAAGUACCUCGGAUUUUCUGGGAAGAAGGUAUCAUGUCGGGCUACCGACACCCCAAAAGUUCUGCCUUGGAUUGCGUCCUCAGCUCUUUCCAACUGAACAAUGAAACCGUCAAUAUUUGGACUCACUUCCUACCAACUUGGUAUUUCUUAUGGCGGUUUGUGAUCCUCUCCUAUCGCCUGGACUUCUGGAGCGACACCUACAGCUGGCCAUUCCUCGCCUACAUGGCUCUGGUCUGCCUCUAUCCCUUCGCGUCCAGCUGUGCUCACACCUUCAGCACCAUGUCCACCCACGCCCGACACAUCUGCUACUUCUUGGACUACAAUGCCCUCAGCCUCUAUAGUUUGGGCUGUGCAUUCACAUACGGCGCCUACGCAAUGCCGGAUCGUUGGGUCAACAGCCUGGGGCACCACUGCUUUGUCCCCAUGGCUGCCAUCAAUUCUUUUAUCUGCACCAGCCUUUCUUGCUAUUCUCGAUUCUUGGAGCUGGAGUGGCCCCGCUGGAGCAAGACUGCCCGGACGGCCGCCUUCGUCUACCCGUUCUUCUUCGACAACAUCCCGCUCUUCUUCAGGCUUUUGUUCUGUUUUGGCGACGAUUGUACCUGGAACGACUCUGUGGCCAGUUAUUUCUACCACCUUUUCUUUGCCCUGCUUACCGGCUUCCUCUUCGCGUCGCAUUUGCCGGAACGUCUGGCUCCCGGUCGCUUCGAUUUCAUCGGCCACAGCCACCAGCUGUUCCACAUCUGUGCGGUGGUGGGCACCCAUUUCCAGCUGGAAGCCAUCCUGGGCGACAUGAACUCUCGGCGGAUAUGGCUGAGCGCCCACACCCCGCCGGCUAUGUUCACCCGUACUUUCGUCGUUCUGGGUGCCACCUUGCUGGGCAACCUCAUCCUUUUCGCCGCCUUUGCCGUGGCCCUCUUCCGCUUGCCGGCCUCUAUCCGGAUCCUGCAGGGCAGCCUCCCCGAAUCGGAGGGCUCCAAGGAGAAGUAGCCGCCGGGGGAGGCGGGGGGGGCACCGCGGUGACUCUUCUGGAACGGCGGGCCCUGCCAGCUCACCAGGGAUGCCUUCGUACCUCAAGAUCGCCUGGGCGUGGAGGAAAAUGGAACCUGGGGCCGUUCCCCCAAUCCUGAGCACUUUGUCCACACGGUUAGCUGGCUGUCUCUCCGUGCCUGUGUCCUGGGUGCAAGUUCAGGCAGUUCUCCCUGUACAGGUAGCCUCGACUUACAACAGGUUCAUUGAGUGUCCGUUUGAAGUGACAACAGCACUGAAAAAAAGGGACUUAGGCACAGUUGGGAUUCAGCCGGUUCGGUCUGGUUCGGGCGAACCGGUGGUGGCCACUGUGUGAGACUCCGCCCACCCGCCCGGAUGUAAUCCGCGAGCAAAUAGCAUGCGCGGGAGGCCGUGUGCAUGCGCAGAGGAGGCAUGUCCGAAUGAAGCGAGGGCACGCGCUCACAUUUGCGAUCCGGUAGGGAAGUUAAGUGAAUCCUACCUAUGGAUUUAGGGCUGUUUUUCACACUUGCGACCGUCUCAGCUUCCCCACGGUCAAAAUUCAGAUGUUUGGCAACUGACUCAUAUUUAUGACGGUUGCAACGUCCCUGGAUCACGUGAUUCCCCUUUUGCGACCUUCUGACAAGCCAAGUCAAUGGGGGAAGCCGGAUUCACUUAACAACCGUGUGACUAACUUAACACCUGCCAUGAUUCACUUAACAACAGUGGCGAGAAAGGUUGCGGAAUGGGGCAAAACUCGAUUAACCAAUGUCCCACACUUAAGAACAUAAAUGUUGGGCUCUAUCGUGAUCAUAAAUUGAGGACUUACAGUUAGUCCUCGACUUACAGCAGCUCACUUAGUGACCGCUCAAACUUACAACGGCACUGAAAAAAAGUGACUUAUUGACCUUUUUCCCCACAGUUACGACCUCUGCAGCAUCCCCAUGAUCACGCGAUCAAAAUUCAGCCGCUUGGCAACUGCUUCGUACUUAUGACCGUCGCUGCGUCCCAAGGUCACAUGUAUCCCCUUUUGCGACCUUUUGACAAGUCAAGCCAAUGGGGGCCAGAUCCCCUUAACGAUCAUGGCUACUAAAUUAUCAACUGCAGGGAUUCAAAAGGUCAUAGAGUCGUAAGUUGAGGACUAACUGUAUUUCCCUGUGUUGGUGGCGAAUGUCGUGUCCCCCUCCCCCUCCGACGACUGGGUCAAGGAAGUCCGUAUCAAACGUAGCAACGAAGCCUCUGCAGCUUUGCCAAAUUCCUCCGAGGUUUCUCAGGGCAGGGCAGGAGUCCAAGUUUUGACUUCAGCGAUAGAGUCCGAUAUCAGCAAACUAGAUGAGACUUUGCUUGACUCAAGGUUGGAAUGCCAAAAACAGGUCCUUUAUAUAGGCUGUGGGGUGUGGCUCCAUGACUCAGCAUUUAUCCAGGCCUGCCCCUCCCCUCCUUCUGCUGGUGUCGCCUCUCAGAUCUUCAGAAGCGAGGGUCCACCCACACUGAAUUCUCUACAGCUGGAUCUGCUGUCAGUAAUUCCAGCACGUGGCUGCUUCCUGCUCCCACGCUGUAGGAGUGAAGUUUCUCGGACUGGUCUGUUCACUCCUGACAUCCUCUCCGGGCAUGGGGCCAGGGCCGGGAGCUGGAGGCAUGACAGGCCAUUCAUCUUCAUUAUCAGACUCCGAGUCUGAUAACAGGCCCAGGUGGAGAUGGGAGGGGCCCGGCUGAGGAGAGGAGGGAGGACGAGGCACAACAGCAAAUGCCUGCCAAAGCAGAACAGAAGGUGGGCUCCAAUUUUGCUUGGGGCUUUUUGAGUUCAGAUACUGGGGGGUGGGUCUUCAUUCCUUCAGCUCCUGCCCAGUUCAAGAUGUGUAACACCCCCAACGAAAGAGAACUCCGAGGCUUGACGUUCCUCAAAAUUCCAUUUUAUUAGAGAUGCCAUAUUGGUACAUCUGGGGAAACCCCAAAUCCGGAAACUUCCAGGUUUUUCCCAUCUAAAAGGAAGUCCUAAUCCCUUCCCCCUGUACCCACAUGUCCAUCAUACGGUCCAAUCAAAGCACCGUCCCAAAACUGGAGAUGCCUCCCAGUCACGACACUCCAGGCCUUCCAGAAACGGCCUUCUCAAACUUCCAGUAUGCCUGUUUUUCACCCUCCCCAGGCUUCGAAGGCUUUUCUCGAGCCUCCGGGAGGGCCAAAACGGCCUCCCCAGCCUCCGGAGGCCCUCUGGUGGCUGGAAACGGCCUUCUCAAACUUCCAGUAUGCCUGUUCUUCGCCUUCCCCAGGCUUCGGAGGUUUUCCUCGAGCCUCCGGGAGGGCAAAAACGGCCUCCCCAGCCUCCGGAGGCCCUCUGGUGGCCGGAAACGGCCUCCUCAAACUUCCAGUAGGCUUGUUUUUCGCCCUCCCCAGGCUCCAGAGGCUUUCCUCGAGCCUCCAGGAGGGCAAAAAUGGCCUCCCCAGCCUCUGGAGGCCCUCUGAUGGCUGGAAACGGCCUCCUGAAACUUCCAGUAGGCUUGUUUUUCGCCCUCCCCAGGCUCCGGAGGUUUUCCUUGAGCCUCCGGGAGGGCAAAAACGGCCUCCCCUGGGCUCCAGAGGCCGGAAAUGGACCCAUUUCCCGUAGGCCCGUGUUUUGCUGUCCCAGAGCUUCCGUGCGGGCCCUGAACUUACCUGCAUCCAAAAUGGGCUGCGUAGGGACUCCUGGGAGGCACGGGGUGGGCAGGGCCAGCCAGGUGUGGGAUUUGGGGGUUCUCCGAACGGCACGGAACCUUAGCUAGUCUGCAUUUGACGUGUGUCAGGGAAGCCCUCUCAAAGAGACGGUAGCCAAGAGAUUGCUGGAAGCUGCCCCAAAAGAUGGACCAAGGAUGUAGCAAAUACGGCUGGAGGGUCGAGGCAGGUUGUAGAGAGAUCUGGAAGCAAAAGGCUUCUCCUGGUUGGUCAUCCCUCUGAUCUUUGGAUCAAAGAGAGCCACCGUUGUGGCUGGAGCAGAUGAUGGAGUGGAGGUUUGAAGGUGUUCAGGUGGGCCAGUCUAGAGAAAAGGAACAGCAGGGGUGACCAGCAGUCUUCCAGGAUAUGAAGAGCUGCCCCAAAGAGUAGUGGGUCCACUUAUAUAGCGUUACAGGUAGUCCUUGACUUACAAACAUUCGUUUAGAGACCACUUGGCAGUGCAACAGAGGCUGAAUAAUAAGAACGAGGGCCCCGUUCUCACACUUAUGACGGUUGCGGCCUUCCCCAGGAUUAUGGGGUUACCCUCUGGGAACCUUCUCAGCCAGCUUCCGACGAGCAAAGGUCAUGGAUUUGCAUAAUUUAACUGCAGUGAUUCGCUUAACGACUGUGGCCGAAAAGGUCAUGAAAUCCAGCGUGGCUCACUUAACGACCUCCUCGCUUAGAAAUGGAAAUUCUGGCACACACACACACACACGCAUUGCAGUUGUAAAUCGAGGACUAUCUGUACGAGACCUUUCCCCAUUGGCCAAGAAGGCAGCGGUAGGUGUGGCUUGGCCAAUGCGGCCAAUCGGGGUUGGAAAGGAGGGUACGGUGCUUGGCAGUGGGUUCUAUAAUGGAGAGGCUGCCUUUUUCAGGCGUUCUUUCUCUCCAACUCCGUUGCUUGGAGGACCCAGCUCAACAACUUAGGAUAAGCAACUGGGUUGACUAUUCAAACCCGUCACACAGGUGUCUAACCAAGCUUGGUUAUCCCUAUAUAUCUGGGUCUAUCCUGAGGAUUUGUCAAUUGAGUUGAUUGGAUUAUUUGCACAAUAUAUUAACUUUUAAUUAACUCUGUUCUCUGUUCAGCCCCAAUAUAUUUUGAAGCAUUAUAUCCAUUUCUGUCUGGACAGACCGUGCUUGCUGCUAAAAAUAAAUAAAAUGAGUCAAGAAAGGCCCAAAAACAAAUGAAUGAAACCACGCUGAGAAACUAUACCAUGUUUGCUGUCUUAACAAAAUAAAGAUGUAUUUGUUUAUUUUUUUAAAAGAAGGACGAUGCUGGUGGUUUGAGAUGAAACAGACGUGCUCCAAAACUGGAAAGACGGGGGGGGGAAUAAAAUUUGAAAUCCAUUCUUAAUUUUCUUUUCUCUGCUUGUUUGUUUGGAAGGUCCGUAACAAACUAUUAAGUAGAACAUGGUAUGGAACCUCAGAAGUCUUCUAGUCCGAUCCUCUGUUCAAGGCAGGACACCUUAAGUAGAUAUAAAUAUAUAAUUAAGUACCGUAUUUUUCGGAGUACAAGAAGUUCCGGACUGUUUUUUUGGGGGGGAGGAAACAAGAAAAAAAAAAUCUGCCUCCCAGCC